AUGGAGGAUCAACAACAAGUUGAUUCUACACCAGGUGCAAAUUCACCACCAGCUAAUACAAAUACAAUAAAUGAAACUGUAUUAGAAGAGACAAUCAAAUAUCUCUUAAAAAUUUGUCCAACUUUAUUAGAUGGCGAUUCAAAUACUUUUCAAAAUAAUCUUAUUCAUCAAAUCCCACCAGAAAAUAUGAAUAAAUUGAAGAAAUUUAUUUCAGAUUCAAAGAUUCCAGUAUUACUUAUUCAAAAAACCGUUUCAUCAGAUGAACAACCAAAUCCAUCACAACCACAACAAACUUCACAACCACAACAAUCAAAAGAAUCAUUUAGUUUUGAAAUUGAAGUAAAGUUUAAUGGUGAAAAUAAAUCAACAUUAGCCCUCGUUAAAAGAAAUCCAGAGACUGUUAUCGAAUUUAGUAAUAAUAAAUCUAUUGCAUCACAAUUACAAGUAUUAAAUUUAGGAGAAGGUUCACCAUUUGAUACACUUCACAAUAUUAUUCAUAGUUCAGUAGCUCCAUAUGUUAGAUCCUAUAUUUUAUCAUCAUCAAAGGACGAACAAACAACCAGCGGUUCAUCAAAUUCAUCAUUAUCAAACAUGGAUAAAGAAUUAAAAUUAUCUAUUGGUGCAGUUAAUCAAAAGAUUGCUGAAUUGGAAAUUUCCUUAUACAAUUGUAAACAACAAGUUCAAAUUCCAGAGGUUGUUUUAGUCAUCAAUCCAGAGGUUAGAGCUAUUUCAAAAAAAGUAAAAGAAACUCAAAACAGAGCCAUCAAAGUCGAUGAUCUUGGUGAAAAAGCUCAAUUACCAGAGUUUUUAAAUGUUUUACAAGCCGGUACUACUAUUUGGGCAAGAAACAUUCAAAAUGUCACCAAACAUAAUUUAAUCGAAAAUCUCCCAGGUGAUGUCACUACAAGCCAAGAAAUUAAUUUCUGGAUUGAAUUAGAAACCUCUCUUUCCAAUAUUUCAGAGCAAUUAAAGAGUCCAGAAGUCGAAGUCACUUUAUCCACUUUGAAACAAGCCAAACGUUUCAUUGCUAGUGCUCCAUUCGAAACUGAUACCAUUGGUAUUCGUAAAGCCAUGGAAAAAGUUCAAACCUACAAGAUUCUUUUCAAAGAUUUCCCAAUCACUCCAUUAUUAACUUCGACCGACCUCGAAUCUGUUUCAACCAGCAUCGCUUCAAUCUUUUCACACUUAAAGAAAACUAAAAAUCCAUAUUACCCAAUUCCACGUUAUCUUUCAUUGCUCGAAGCUAUUGGUCGUGAUAUGUGUAACAAAGUUUACCAAAUUCUCCGUCAAAAGAAUCUUAUGAAUAUCGAUUACAGCGACUUUGAACAUCUUUCACGUGCUGUCAAAGCUUUAUUUACUUUAUGGGAUGACCAAUUCUCUAUCUUUAGAGAUAUUCUUCGUGAUUUAGCAAAGAAGAAAGGACAAGAUCGUACACCAUUAAUUGUCAACAUUGAUACUAAAAUUCAAUUAGUCAUCAUCAAAAUUGGUAAAUUCAGAAAACAACACGAAGACUUAAAGAAUGUUGUUUCAAAUGUUUUACCACAAUCAAUGUCAGUAAAUCCAGCUACUGGUUCACCAUCAAAUAAAACUUCAGAAAUCAAUGCAGUUGAAGAGAUUAACCAAGCUUACUCUGAAUUUAAAGAAAUCGAUGUUCUUCAAUUAUCAAAAGAGGGUGAAGAAAUUUGGGAUGCUGCUGUCAAACGUUAUAACGCUCGUACCGAUAGAGUUGAAACUUAUAUUACUGUUAGAUUACGUGAUCGUUUAGCAACUGCCAAAAAUGCAAAUGAAAUGUUUAGAGUUUAUCAAAAAUUCAAAGAUUUAUUAAAAAGACCAAAGGUUUGUUUAAUUGAUAUUAAUAAUUCAUCAAUUAUUAUUAGAGGUGCAACUCACGAAUAUGAAUCACAAUUAAUUGAACGUGUUAAAGAAGAUAUUAGAGUUUUACAUGAAAAAUUCAAAAUGCAAUAUAAUAACUCCGAAGCUUAUUAUAUGAGUCAGUUAAGAGAUUUACCACCAGUUUCAGGUGCAAUCAUUUGGGCAAGACAAAUCGAAAGACAAUUGGAUACCUAUAUGAAACGUGUAGCUAAUGUAUUAGGUGACAGUUGGGAAAGUGAUGCUGAAGGUCAAAAAUUAAAAGCUGAAUCAGAUCAAUUUAGACAUAAAUUAAAUACAGACCAUAUUUUCCAAAAAUGGGCUGAAGAAACUGAAAAGCGUUCAUUCGAUAUUAGUGGUCGUAUUUUAGCUAUUGUAAAGAAAGGUAACAAAUUGGCAUUAGAUAUCAAUUUCGAUAGUCACAUUAUCAUGUUAUUCAAAGAGGUUAGAAAUCUUCAAUGGUUAGGUUUCCGUGUUCCAUUAAAAAUCACUUUUAUUUCACAAGGUGCCAAACAAGUAUAUCCAUUCGCUGUAUCACUCAAAGAAACCCUCCGUACUUUUUCACAAACCUCAGGUAAGAUUACACCAGAGUUUUCAACAUUGGUUGCUAGUUAUAAACGUGAUGUUCAAGGUCAUCUUAACGAAGGUUUCCGUUUGAAAUGGGAAGCAAUUCCAAAAGUUGACCCAUACGUUCGUAAGCUUUCAACUUCAGUAAACAAUUUCCGUGAUAAGGUUGAUGAUCUUAUCGUCAAAUAUGAUGAAAUCAAAAAACAAAUGGAUCAACUUAAAAACUGUCCAUUCAAACCAGAAGCCUUUAAUGAAAUCAUUGCAAAUAUUCAAAAGGUUGUUGAUGAACUCAAUUUAGCAAACUAUUCAAAUCUUCCACAAUGGGUUGCUCAAUUAGAUACUGGUGUUGAAUCAAUGUUAAUUGAAAGAUUAAUUGAUGCUAUCAACUCAUGGGUUCACUUAAUCGAAGGUAAAGAGGAUCAAAAAGAUUCAGAAUCACACGGUAGAAUGGCCUAUGGUUCAAGAAAUAGAGAAAAAGCUAACGAUGCCGAUGCUACCGCUGCUUCAGUUGCUGCUAACCCAUCUCAAAUCAAACCAACCCUCAAAAAAUCAGUACAUGAAGUUGUUAUUAGAAAUCAAACUCUUAAUUUAGAUCCACCACUUGAAUAUGCUCGUGCUGAUUGGAUCGGUCAAUUACAUUCAUGGUUAAAUAUCGUAUGUGAUCUCCCAAGAAUUCAAGCAUCACGUUAUGAUGAUUCCGCUAUGAUCCAUCGUGGUGAAGGCAAUAAAAAACAAUCAACCUUCCGUGAUAUGUUACCAAAACUCCCAGCUGGUUCAUUAGAAAAAGCUUACUCUGCUAUCUCCAACAAGUUAGACCAAGUUGGUGAAUAUGUUCAAAUAUGGCUCCAAUAUCAAUCACUUUGGGAUAUGGAUUCUUCUUUCGUUUAUUCUAAAUUAGGUGAUGAUUUAAACAAAUGGCAAUUACUUUUAAAUCAAAUUAAGAAAUCAAGAAAUACCUUUGACACUACUCUAACUGAAAAACAAUUUGGUCCACUUACCAUCGACUACGAGCAAGUUCAAGAAUCAGUCAGAAACAAAUACGACUUUUGGCACAAGGAUAUUCUUUCACACUUUGCCUCUAAGGUAUCAGAAAAAAUGCGUCAAUUCUUUGAAACUAUUAAAUCAUCACGUGCAGAAUUAGAAAAACUUACAGUCGAAACCGUUUCAACUGAAGAAGCUGUAUUCUUUGUUAUUCAAAUUCAAGAUAUUAAAAAGAAAAUGUCUGUAUGGGAAGGUGAUUUACGUUACUAUCGUUCGGGUCAAGAUUUAUUACAACGUCAACGUUUCCAAUUCCCAUCCGAUUGGUUAGAUUGCGAUAUGAUCGAAGCAGAGUGGGGCGCCCUUACCGAUAUUCUCAAUCGUAGAAAUAACCAAAUUUCAGAAGCCAUUCCACAAUUACAACAAAAAGUCCUCGAAGAAAGCAAGUUAAUCAACGAACGUAUUAAAUUAUUUGUUGAUGAUUGGAAUACUAAUAAACCAGUUGGUGGUAAUGUUAAACAUUCAGUUGCAUUAGAAUCAAUUAAAAUCUAUGAAGGUCGUUUAACUCGUCUUCGUGAAGAAAGUGAUCGUUUAUCCAAAGCUAAAUCGGCCUUAGAUUUAGAUUCUCAAGGCCAAUCAGAUCAAGAUCGUCUUGUUCCAGUCGAAGAAGAAAUUCAAGAUCUCAAACAAGUUUGGGCUGAAAUUUCAACUGCUUGGGUCGAAAUUGAUGUAUUGAAAGAAACUGCAUGGUCCGCUAUUAUUCCAAGAAAGGUUAGAAAAACUCUUGAAGAUACUCUCAAUAAAUUGAAGAAUCUUCCAAAUCGUAUCCGUACCUAUAGUGCUUUUGAAAAUGCUCAAGCUUUAAUCAAAGUUUACCUCAAAGGUAAUGCCAUUAUCACUGAUCUCCACAGUGAAGCCAUCAAAGACCGUCAUUGGAAGGUAUUAAAGAAACGUUUAAAUACCAAUUGGAUCUUAACAGAAUUAACUUUAGGUCAAAUUUGGGAUUCUGAUUUAGGUAGAAAUGAAAAUAUUUAUCGUGAAGUCAUUACAACAGCUCAAGGUGAAAUUGCUCUCGAAGAGUUCCUUAAACAAGUCAAAGAUUAUUGGACUACUUUAGAAUUAGAUUUAGUCAAUUAUCAAAGAAAAUGCAAAUUGGUUCGUGGUUGGGAUGAUCUUUUCAGUAAAUUAGCAGAACACUUAAAUUCAAUCGCCGCUAUGAAAAUGUCGCCAUACUACAAAACAUUCGAAGAGGAAGCUAAAACAUGGGAUGACAAAUUGAAUCGUAUUCGUUCACUUUUAGAUGUUUGGAUCGAUGUACAAAGACGUUGGGUCUAUUUAGAAGGUAUUUUCAGUGGUAGUGGUGAUAUUAACCAAUUAUUGCCAACUGAAUCCACUCGUUUCAAGAGUAUCAAUAGUGAAUUUAUUGCUAUUCUCAAAAAGGUUUUAGAAAUUGAACGUAUUCAAAAUACUAUGGAACGUCUCUCUGAUCUCCUUGGUAAAGUUCAAAAGGCAUUAGGUGAAUACUUAGAAAGACAAAGAUCUGCUUUUGCUCGUUUCUAUUUCGUUGGUGAUGAAGAUCUUUUAGAAAUUAUUGGUAACAGUAAAGAUAUUAUCAAGAUCCAAAAACACUUUAGAAAAAUGUUUGCUGGUCUUUCAAAUGUAACCUUAGACGACGAAAAGACCACUAUUCUUGGUAUGUCCUCAGCCGAAGGUGAAAUGGUUACUUUCAAGAAACCAAUAUCUAUCGCCAAUGCUCCAAAGAUCCACGAAUGGUUAACAAUGGUCGAAACUGAAAUGAAGAGUACUUUAGCUAUCCUUUUAGGUGAAUCAUUACAACACUAUCAACAAAUGACACCAGGUGAUCAUUCUAAAUAUGCCGAAUGGGUCGAUCUUUUCCCAACUCAAUUAGUUUUAUUAACAUCACAAAUUGUUUGGUCCACUAACGUCGAUCAAGCUCUUUCAGGUGCCAAGAUCUCCGAAUCCUUACAAAAUAUCGAACAAUCCACUCAAACAAUUUUAAAUAAUUUAGCCGAUAAUGUUUUACAAGAUUUAACUGCUCAAAAGAGAAAGAAAUUCGAACAUUUAAUCACCGAAUUAGUACACCAAAGAGAUGUUUGCAGACAAUUGCUCAAGACCAAGAUUAGCAGCAACAAAGAUUUCGAUUGGUUAUACCACAUGCGUUACUAUUACGAUAAUACUCAAGAAAAUCCAUUACAUAAAUUAAAUAUUCAUAUGGCCAACGCUCAAUUCUAUUAUGGUUUCGAAUAUUUAGGUAUUGGUGAACGUUUAGUCCAAACUCCAUUAACUGAUCGUUGUUAUUUAACUCUUACACAAGCUUUAGAAUCAAGAAUGGGUGGUAAUCCAUUUGGUCCAGCCGGUACCGGUAAAACUGAAACUGUUAAAGCUCUUGGUAAUCAAUUAGGUCGUUUCGUAUUAGUUUUCUGUUGCGAUGAAGGUUUUGAUCUUCAAGCUAUGAGUCGUAUUUUUGUUGGUCUUUGUCAAUGUGGUGCUUGGGGUUGUUUCGAUGAAUUCAAUCGUUUAGAAGAAAGAAUUUUAUCUGCAGUAUCACAACAAAUUCAAACCAUUCAAGUUGCCCUCAAAGAAAAAGCUAAAGAAGUUGAACUUUUAGGUAAAAAUGUUUUAAUUCACCAAGAUAUGGGUAUCUUUGUCACUAUGAAUCCAGGUUACGCUGGUCGUUCUAAUUUACCAGAUAAUUUGAAGAAAUUAUUCCGUUCUAUGGCUAUGAUUCGUCCAGAUCGUGAAAUGAUUGCUCAAGUUAUGCUUUAUUCACAAGGUUUCAAGACUGCUGAGGUUUUAGCAGGUAAGAUUGUUCCACUCUUUAAAUUAUGCUCAGAACAAUUAAGCGCUCAAUCUCAUUACGAUUUUGGUCUUCGUGCUCUUAAAUCUGUAUUAAAUAGUGCUGGUGGUAUCAAGAGAAAAUGUGUUCCACCACAACUUCCACCAGUUACCGAUGCUGAGUCAAAACAAAAAGCUGAUCAAAUCUACAGUAGCUAUGAAAUUGGUGUACUCCUCAACUCUAUUAACGAUACUAUGAUUCCAAAAUUAGUUGCCGACGAUAUUCCAUUAAUUCAAUCAUUAUUAUUAGAUGUAUUCCCAGGUUCACAAUUGCAACCAAUUGCUAUGGACACUCUUCGUGAAAAGAUCCAAGAGAUUGCCAAACAAAGAUAUCUCGUUUCAAAAGCAGAAUGGGUCGAAAAGAUUUUACAACUUCAUCAAAUUUUAAGUAUCAAUCACGGUGUUAUGAUGGUAGGUCCAAGUGGUGCAGGUAAAACAGCCGCAUGGGAGGUUUAUUUAGAAGCCGUCGAAGCCGUUGACAACAUUAAAUCCGAAGCUCAUGUUAUGGAUCCAAAAGCCAUCACUAAAGAUCAAUUAUUUGGUUCAUUAGAUUUAACCACUCGUGAAUGGACUGAUGGUCUUUUCACUGCUACUCUUCGUCGUAUCAUCGAUAAUGUUCGUGGUGAAUCAACUAAACGUCAUUGGAUUAUUUUCGAUGGUGAUGUUGAUCCAGAAUGGGUAGAAAAUUUAAAUUCACUUUUAGAUGAUAAUAAACUUUUAACUCUUCCAAAUGGUGAACGUUUAGCUCUUCCAAAUAAUGUUAGAAUUAUGUUCGAAGUACAAGAUCUUAAAUAUGCCACCUUAGCUACUAUUUCUCGUUGUGGUAUGGUUUGGUUCUCUGAAGAAAUCUUAACAACUCAAAUGAUCUUCCAAAACUAUCUUGACACACUUUCUCACGAACCAUUUGAUCAACAAGAAAAAGAACAACAAAAGAGAAACGAAAACGCUCAAUUACAACAACAAACUUCAAGUGUCACUUCACCAACCAUUACCUCACCAACUGCCACCCCAUCCACUAGCUCUGCAAGAACUACCGUCAUUACUCCAGGUCUCAAAGUUCAAAAAGAAUGCGCUGCAAUUAUUACUCCAUACUUUGAAGCAGGUGGUUUAGUACAAAAAGUACUCGAAGAUGCUGGCCAAAGAGUUCAUAUUAUGGAUUUCACAAGACUUCGUGCAUUAAAUUCAUUCUUUUCAAUUAUCAAUCGUUCAAUUAGUAACAUUAUUGAAUACAACCAAUUACAUUCAGAUUUCCCAAUGAGCAGUGAAAACUUAACCAAUUAUAUUACCAACCGUUUACUUUAUUCAUUAAUGUGGGGUUUCGGUGGUUCAAUGGGUCUUUCAGAAAGAGAAAACUUUUCUAAAUUCAUUCAAUCAAUUUCAAUUACACCAGUUCCACCACCAACUAUUCCAUUAUUAGAUUAUUCUGUAUCAUUAGAAGAUGCCAACUGGUCAUUAUGGAAGAAUAAAGUUCCAUCAGUUGAAGUUGAAACUCAUAAAGUUGCUUCACCAGAUGUCGUUAUUCCAACUGUUGAUACCACACGUCACGUUGAUGUUCUCCAUGCUUGGUUAUCCGAACAUCGUCCAUUAAUUUUAUGUGGUCCACCAGGUUCCGGUAAAACUAUGACAUUAACUUCAACUCUUCGUGCCUUCCCAGACUAUGAAGUUGUUUCACUCAAUUUCAGUAGUGCCACUACACCAGAACUUUUAUUAAAGACAUUCGAUCACCACUGUGAAUAUAAACGUACUCCAUCAGGUGAAACUGUAUUACGUCCAACUCAACUUGGUAAAUGGUUAGUAGUAUUCUGUGAUGAAAUCAAUCUUCCAUCCAACGACAAAUAUGGCACCCAAAGAGUCAUUACAUUUAUCCGUCAACUUGUUGAAAAAGGUGGUUUCUGGAGAACUAGCGAUCACACUUGGAUCAAAUUAGAAAAGAUUCAAUUUGUAGGUGCUUGUAAUCCACCAACUGAUGCUGGUCGUGUUCAACUUACUCACCGUUUCCUUCGUCAUGCUCCAAUCCUUUUAGUCGAUUUCCCAUCAACCUCUUCAUUAACUCAAAUUUAUGGUACUUUCAACAGAGCUCUUAUGAAAUUAUUACCAAAUCUUCGUUCAUUUGCCGAUAAUCUUACCGAUGCAAUGGUUGAAUUUUAUAGCGAAUCCCAAAAACGUUUCACUCCAGAUAUUCAAGCUCAUUAUAUUUAUUCACCACGUGAACUUUCACGUUGGGAUCGUGCUCUUUUAGAAGCUAUUCAAACUAUGGAAGGUUGCACAUUAGAUGGUUUAGUACGUUUAUGGGCUCAUGAAGGUCUUCGUUUAUUCCAAGAUCGUUUAGUUGAAGCCGAUGAAAAAGAAUGGACUGACAAGAAAAUUGAUGAAGUUGCUCUUAAACACUUCCCAUCAGUUAAUUUAGAUGCAUUAAAACGUCCAAUUCUUUAUAGUAAUUGGUUAACAAAAGAUUACCAACCAGUCGAACGUAAUGAACUUCGUGAAUAUGUUAAGGCUAGAUUAAAGGUAUUCUAUGAAGAAGAACUUGAUGUUCCAUUAGUACUUUUCAACGAAGUAUUAGAUCAUAUUCUUCGUAUUGAUCGUGUUUUCCGUCAACCACAAGGUCAUGCAUUAUUAAUUGGUGUUUCAGGUGGUGGUAAAUCAGUAUUGUCACGUUUCGUUGCUUGGAUGAAUGGUCUUUCAAUUUAUACCAUUAAAGUAAAUAACAAUUAUAAAUCAACUGAUUUCGAUGACGAUCUUCGUAUGUUAUUAAAACGUGCUGGUUGUAAAGAAGAAAAACUCUGUUUCAUUUUCGAUGAAUCCAAUGUUUUAGAAUCAUCUUUCCUCGAACGUAUGAAUACUCUUUUAGCUAGUGGUGAAGUUCCAGGUCUUUUCGAAGGUGAAGAAUACACUGCUUUAAUGCAUGGUAUCAAAGAAACUGCCCAAAGAAAUAGUUUAAUUAUGGAUACCGAAGAAGAACUUUAUCGUUACUUUACUGGUUUAGUCAGAAGAAAUCUUCAUGUUGUUUUCACAAUGAAUCCAUCUUCACCAGAUUUCCACAAUCGUUCAGCCACCUCACCAGCUCUUUUCAAUCGUUGCGUUUUAGAUUGGUUUGGUGAAUGGUCACCAGAAGCUCUUUUCCAAGUUGGUUCAGAAUUUACUAGAAAUCUUGAUUUAGAAAACCCACAAUACAUGGCACCAGGUGUAUUCAUCGAAGAAGCUGAUCAUAUGGGUAAUCAAUUAAUGUCAAUGCCACCAUCACACAGAGAUGCCGUUGUUAGUUCAUUAGUUUACAUUCAUCAAACUAUUGGUGAAGCUAAUGUUCGUUUAUUAAAACGUCAAGGUCGUCAAAAUUAUGUCACUCCACGUCAUUAUUUAGAUUUCAUUAAUCAAGUAGUAUUAUUAAUCAAUGAAAAGAGAGAUCAAUUAGAGGAAGACCAAUUACAUUUAAAUAUUGGUCUCAAGAAACUUCGUGACACCGAACAACAAGUUCAAUCCCUUCAAGUUAGUCUUUCACAAAAGAAUCGUGAAUUAGAAAUUAAGAAUGAUCAAGCCAAUAAGAAAUUAGCUCAAAUGGUACAAGAUCAACAAAUUGCAGAACAAAAACAAAAAGAAGCCCUUGAAUUACAAAAGAUUCUUGAUGUUAGAAAUAAAGAAAUUGAAGUUCAAAAAGCUAAGGCAUACUCAGAUCUUGAAAAAGCUGAACCAGCAAUUCUCGAAGCCCAAGAAGCUGUAUCUACAAUUAAAAAGAAACAUUUAGAUGAAAUUAAAGCACUUCCAAAUCCACCAGCUUCAGUUAAAUUAGCCAUGGAAUCAGUUUGUCUUAUGUUAACUGGAAGAAAAUUAGAAUGGGCUGAAAUUAGAAAGAAAAUUAUGGAAACUACAUUCAUCACUUCAAUUGUUAAUUAUGAUACCAAAAAGAAUUUAACCAGUAAAACAAGAGAAGCCAUUAUGAAAGGUUAUCUUAACGACCCAGACUUUGAAUAUGAAAAAGUUAAUCGUGCUUCAAAAGCUUGUGGUCCAUUAGUUAAAUGGGUUCAAGCUCAAACCUUCUAUUCAGAUAUCUUAGAUCGUAUUAAACCAUUAAGAGAAGAAGUCGAGAAAUUAGAAAGCGCAGCCGUCGAAUUAAAGACCAAACAAGAUGAGGUUGUCUCCUCCAUUCAAGAUUUAGAAAAAUCAAUUGCCACCUACAAGGAUGAAUAUGCCACUUUAAUUCGUGAUACCGAAUUAAUCAAAACAGAAAUGAACAAAGUUAAGAAUAAGGUUGAACGUUCUAUUGCUCUCUUAGAUAACCUUAACAGUGAACGUGGUAGAUGGGAACAACAAAGUGAAAACUUUAAUGUUCAAAUGUCAACUGUUGUUGGUGAUGUUUUAUUAUCAUCAGCUUUCCUUGCCUAUAUUGGUUUCUUUGACCAAACCUUCCGUCAAGAUCUCUUAAAGAAAUGGAUGGUUCGUUUAGAAACUGUUGGUAUUAAAUUCAAACCAGAUCUUUCAAUCCCAGAUUUCUUAUCAAGACCAGAAGAACGUCUCGGAUGGCACGCAAACUCAUUACCAUCUGACGAAUUAUGUGUUGAAAAUGCUAUUAUGCUCAAGAGAUUUAAUAGAUAUCCAUUGGUUAUCGAUCCAUCAGGUCAAGCCAUGGAAUUCCUCAUGAACCAAUAUGCCGAUAAAAAGAUUACCAAAACAUCUUUCUUGGAUUCAUCAUUUAUGAAGAAUUUAGAAUCAUCACUUAGAUUUGGUAACCCACUUUUAGUUCAAGAUGUCGAAAAUAUCGAUCCAGUAUUAAAUCCAGUAUUAAAUAAAGAAAUUAGAAAGAAGGGUGGUCGUGUUUUAAUUCGUUUAGGUGAUCAAGAUGUCGAUUUCUCACCAUCAUUCAUGAUUUUCUUAUUUACUCGUGAUCCAACCGCUCACUUUACACCAGAUCUUUGCUCUCGUGUUACCUUUGUCAAUUUCACUGUUACUCCAUCAUCACUUCAAAGUCAAUGUCUUCACGAAGCCCUCAAGACUGAACGUCCAGAAGUACACAAAAAACGUUCUGAUCUCCUCAAAGUUCAAGGUGAGUUCCAAGUUAAACUUAGAACUCUCGAAAAAUCACUUCUUGAUGCUCUUAACCAAGCAUCAGGUAAUAUUUUAGAUGAUGAUUCAGUUAUCGCUACUCUCGAAACCCUCAAGAAAGAAACUGCUGAAGUAGCUUUAAAAGUUGCCGAAACCGAAACCAUUAUGCAAGAAAUUAGUGAAGUUUCAGCUCUCUACAAUCCAAUGUCUUUAGCUUGUUCACGUGUUUACUUUGCCAUGGAAGAAUUAUCACAAUUCCAUCUCUACCAAUUCUCAUUACGUUCAUUUUUAGAUAUUUUCCAUAACCUCCUCAAUAAUAAUCCAAAUCUUGCUGACAAGAAAGAUCCAAGUGAAAGAUUGGUUUACUUAAGCAAAGAUAUCUUUAGUAUGGCAUUCAAUCGUGUAUCAAGAACCCUCUUAAAUGAUGAUAAAUUAACAUUUGCAAUUCAACUUGCCAUCAUUGCUACUAAGGGUGGUGCUGAUGAAAUCGAUGAAAAUGAAUACGACUUUUUCUUAAAAGGUGGUGAUAAUCUCAGCUCAAUUAAAGAUACCUUACCACAAUUAGAUUCAAUCCUCAAUCAAAAUCAACAAAAAUGGUUAGUUUGUCUCAAAUCACAAGUUCCAUCCUUCUCUAAAUUAACUGAUCACAUUCAACAACACUCUGGUGAAUGGAAACAAUUCUUUGAUCCAUCAGUUACCGAUCCACAAAUCCCAGAAUCAUGGACCCAAACCCAAUGUGAAGUUACCAAUACUCGUUCAAAUACCGUUACCAACUUUAGAAAUAUUCUUUUAAUGAAAGCAUUCCAUAGUGAUAAAGUUUUAUUAUUCGCCAAUCAUUUUGUAACAUCAGUAUUUGGUGAACACUUCUUAAGUGUAAAUCAAGAUCUCGAUAUGGCUCAAAUCGUCGAAAAAGAAGUUAAAGCCUCAUCACCACUUUUACUUUGUUCAGUACCAGGUUACGAUGCUUCAAGCAAAGUUGAUGAUUUAGCUGUUCAAUUACGUAAACAAUAUAAAGCAUUUGCUAUUGGUUCCCCAGAAGGUUUUGAAUUAGCUGAAAAAUCAAUUUAUGCCGCAGCCAAAGCAGGUACAUGGGUAUUAUUAAAGAAUAUUCAUUUAGCUCCACAAUGGUUAAUUCAAUUAGAAAAGAAACUUCACUCUCUUUCACCACAUCCAAACUAUCGUUUAUUCAUGACAUCUGAAAUUCAUCCAGCUCUUCCAGCCAAUCUUUUAAGAAUGUCAAAUGUAUUCUCUUAUGAAAAUCCACCAGGUGUUAAAGCUAAUCUUUUACAUACAUUCAAUGGUAUUCCAGCUACCCGUAUGGAUAGACAACCAGUUGAACGUUCACGUAUCUAUUUCUUAUUAGCUUGGUUCCAUGCCAUCAUCCAAGAAAGACUUCGUUAUAUCCCAUUAGGUUGGACUAAAUUCUUUGAAUUUAAUGAUGCCGAUUUAAGAGGUGCUUUGGAUUCAAUUGAUUAUUGGAUUGAUCUUUACAGUAAAGGAAGAACCAAUAUCGAUCCAGAUAAAAUCCCAUGGGUUGCUGUUAGAACUAUUUUAGGUUCAACUAUUUAUGGUGGUAGAAUUGAUAAUGAAUUUGAUAUGCGUCUCUUAAAUUCAUUCCUCGAACAACUUUUCACACCAAGCGCAUUCAAUCAAGAUUUCCCAUUAGUUCCAUCAAUUGGUUUAUCAGUUCCAGAAGGUACCACCAGAGCUCACUUUAUGAAAUGGAUCGAAUCUCUUCCAGAUGUUUCAACUCCAAUUUGGUUAGGUUUACCAGAAAAUGCAGAAUCACUUUUACUCUCAAAUAAAGCCAGAAAGAUGAUCAACGAUCUUCAAAAGAUGCAAUCCUCAAUGGAAGAUGAUUCUGAUGAAAGUGAUGAUAAAUCUAAACAAACCGAAGAUAAACCAAAAGCUAAAUUAAGAGCCACCAUCACCGAAUGGAGCAAACAUUUACCAAAACCAUUGAAACAAUUAAAGAGAACUGCUCAAAACAUUAAAGAUCCAUUAUUCCGUUGUUUCGAAAGAGAAAUUUCUACUGGUGCUAAAUUAAUUAAAAAGAUUACCAACGACUUUGCUGAAAUUUUAGAAUUACUCUCCGGUAAUAUCAAAUCCACCAAUUACCUUCGUUCACUUGUCAAUAGUAUCACCAAAGGUAUUGUUCCAAAAGAAUGGAGAUGGUAUUCAGUCCCAGAUUCAAUUAGUUUAUCACUUUGGAUGUCUGAUUUCUUCAAGAGAAUGCAACAAUUACACCAAAUCUCUGAAUCAAAUGACUUUAAAUCCAUUCAAGUUUGGUUAGGUGGUCUCUUAAAUCCAGAAGCCUAUAUCACUGCUACCCGUCAAUCUGCAAGUCAACAAAAUGGUUGGUCAUUAGAAAAUCUUAGAUUACACGCCUCAUCAAUCGGUAAAACUGUUGAAAGUGGUGGUUUCAAUGUUAAAGGUCUUGUAUUAGAAGGUGCUGUUUGGGAAAGCGAUGUAUUAACUCCAACAAAUACUCUUUCAACUCCAAUUUCAAUCGCUACUCUCACUUGGAAAGAUAAAGAUGAUCCAGUCUUUGAAAACCCCUCAUCAAAACUUUCAGUACCAGUAUACCUCAAUGAAACUAGAACUGAAUUAUUAUUCUCUAUUGAUUUACCAUAUUCUCAAUCAAACACUAAACAAUCUUGGUAUCAAAGAGCGGUUCAAUUAGCUCAUGAAUCGAUUUCUAAAUUAACAAACAAAAAAAAAAUUAAUUAUAUAAAAAUUCUAAAUAAAUAA
This is a messenger RNA of Dictyostelium purpureum, 14058 nucleotides long. RefSeq names its product cytoplasmic dynein heavy chain. Gene Ontology annotation, molecular function: dynein light intermediate chain binding; ATP binding; ATP hydrolysis activity. Lineage: Eukaryota; Evosea; Eumycetozoa; Dictyosteliales; Dictyosteliaceae. Bases 1 to 14058 code for a protein of 4685 amino acids. The record is from RefSeq and is a predicted model, not a curated record. The transcript is spliced from 5 exons. Gene Ontology annotation, cellular component: dynein complex. Gene Ontology annotation, biological process: microtubule-based movement.